ACAGAAAAAAUAAGAAGAACAAACACAAAAAUGUCGUCUUCUUCUUCUUCACCUAUUGUUCAACACAUCUCAGAGUGUUACAUCAAACCACUUUACGAAUCCGAGGAAUCCAAAAAACCUGUGUAUUUAUCAUCAUGGGAUUUAGCUAUGCUCUCUGUUCAUUACAUCCAAAAAGGUCUGCUUUUCACUAAACCUUCAUCUUUUAAUCUUAAUCUUUUUUUGCAAAAACUUAAAGAAUCACUCUCACUUACCCUUGUCCAAUUUUACCCUUUAGCUGGUCGUCUUUCUACACUUAAACAAGAAAAUCCCCCUCUUUACACUGUCUUUAUUGACUGUGUUAAUACCCCAGGUGCAAGGUUUAUUCAUGCUAAUCUUGGUUUAACUAUUAAUGAUAUUCUUUCACCAAAAGAUGUUCCUUUAGUAGUUCAAUCAUUUUUUGAUCAUGAUAAAGCAAUUAAUCAUGAUGGGCAUGAAUUAUCUUUGUUAACUAUUCAAGUUACAGAAUUAAUUGAUGGGGUUUUUAUAGGUUGCUCAAUUAAUCAUGUAUUAGCUGAUGGUUCUUCUUUUUGGCUUUUCUUUAACUCUUUUUCUGAAAUUGUCAAAGCCAAUAAUAAUGGACAGAAACAGAACAUUCAACCUAUUCAUAACCAUUGGUUUCCAAAAGGACAUGGUCCAAUUAUUAAUCUUCCUUACACUCACCAUAAUCAAUUCACUAGUAGACAUGAAGCUCCAAAUAUGAGGGAAAGAUUUUUCCAUUUUUCAGCAGAGUCUUUGAAAAAACUCAAAGCAAAAGCAAAUAUAGAGUGUAAUACAACCAAGAUUUCAACUUUACAAGCUUUGUCAGCUCAUAUGUGGAGGUGCAUAACUAAAGUUAGAAAAUUUCCAUCUGAUCAAAUGACAAGUUGCAGAAUGGCUAUAAAUAACAGAGCAAGAUUAGAUCCUCCAUUGCCACAAGAAUAUUUUGGUAAUUGUAUUCAAACUGUUCGAGGAAAUGCCACAGCUGGUGAAGUUCUUGAACAUAACCUUGGCUGGGCAGCUUGGAAAUUGCAUCAAGCUGUGAUUAAUCAUAACAAUAAGGAAAUUCGUGAAUGGGUUGAGAAACUGGAAUCUGGUAUGGUUUAUCAGAUGGGAUUUUUUGAUCCUUGUAGUAUUAUGAUGGGGAGUUCACCAAGAUUUGAUAUGUAUGGAAAUGAAUUUGGAUUGGGAAAAGGCGUGGCAUUGAGAAGUGGAUAUGCAAAUAAGUUUGAUGGGAAAGUGUCUUUGUAUCAAGGAAUUGAAGGUGAUGGUAGUAUGGAUUUGGAAGUUUGCCUUUUAUCUGAGUUUAUGGCUUCUCUUGAAUCUGAUGAGGAGUUCAUAGACAGUUUGUCAAGUUAAUUAGGUGUUGUGAUGUUGUAGAAUUUGUCAUGCAUGUUUGCGUUGAGCCGAGGUUCCAUCAGAAAUAGUGUCUUUGCCUGUACAAGGUAGGAAUAAGGCUGCGUACUCGUUACCUUUUCCAAAUUGCAUUUGCGGGAAUACACUAGCUAUAUUAUUGUUGUUGUUGAUGUAUUGUAUUUGCUUUUCAAGAAUGGUGUAUGGUCAAUAAUGAUCAGUUUGACUUUGGGGAAUAAUAAGAUUUGCUUUCCUUUGUGAGUUUAA
Messenger RNA from Nicotiana attenuata, 1635 nucleotides. RefSeq lists its product as uncharacterized. The transcript has a single exon. Bases 31 to 1374 code for a protein of 447 amino acids. NCBI's taxonomy places the organism in Eukaryota, Viridiplantae, Streptophyta, Magnoliopsida, Solanales, Solanaceae. The record is from RefSeq and is a predicted model, not a curated record.